This is a messenger RNA of Aedes albopictus (Asian tiger mosquito), 978 nucleotides long. RefSeq lists its product as uncharacterized. The record is from RefSeq and is a predicted model, not a curated record. NCBI's taxonomy places the organism in Eukaryota, Metazoa, Arthropoda, Insecta, Diptera, Culicidae. Bases 301 to 825 code for a protein of 174 amino acids. The transcript is spliced from 4 exons.
UGGGUCGGGGUGCGCGCGCUGUGCAAUUUAUCAAUUCGAGCUCGGAGCUGGUCCAUCGGGGAGCCAGUUUUUUCCUCAACAUUAUUGGGAGGGCAGCAGCAGCAGCAGCAACAGCCCUCUCGACUCGAUCGCAUACUGAUCGAACAGUUCUACCUCCAAUACCAUUUCACUUCUUAGUCGUUGAUUGUACGGGCUUGUGGCAACAGCUGGGUACCCCGCGCGGAAAGAUAGUGCUUAUCGCAGCGUUGUCGCGAAGAACCAGUUCAGACGGUGUUUGUUUUCGGUGAUAGUUAUCACGAAAUGGAUCGAUCUCAAGUCUACUUUUCGGUGGUGAUUGUUCUGGCGCUUCCGGUUGCUUGGAGUAAUCCGUUGGGAAAGAAUGUGUUCGCCUCGCAGCACGAUGACGGGUCGGAGUUUAAGGACAAGGCCGCCGACGAGGAGCUUCGCAAAGUGACCUGGGUUGGCGAUACUCCUGUCCAUGCUCUUGAAUCGUACGACAAUCCGCCCCACAUUGACAACGCCGCCCGGGAAAAAGACAACUUUCCAUCGAACAUCUUCAGCAAGUUUGACAACUCCCAGAAGAAAGUGAAGGACUGGUUCGAUACGCCACCACUAAUCGACACCAUCAAAGAAUCGGACAAGUAUGGAAACGAAGGCGAUCAGUUCUACUUCAUUACCCGGCCGCUGGUCAAGCUGACGGAAACCGUAUCAAAUACCAUCAACAAGGCCAUCGCGGCUCCGACUCAACUCUACCGGUCGGCGAAAAAGGUCGUAUCCGAAAAACUAAACGACGUCGGUGCAGGAUUGGUCGGAUUGAGGAAAUAGUUCCAUAAGUUGUGAUACUUGUAAAAAAAUCUUAGCCAUUCUAGAUAGUUUGUAAGGAUUUCCUAGACUGAUCUACCAAAUUCACCGUUCUGCGUCAAUGUUAAUCGAUAGUUUAGUUUUAGAGAAAAAUAUACUUUAUUCGAGUCAAGUUGA